UUGUGGCUGGACGUCCAUUUUGUCUGUAUGCCUUGAGAGAAAGAUUAAUUGACGUUUGGCUAAAAAAAACCGCGGUAAGCGUCAAUGUAGAUGGGUCUACAACCUUUAGAAUUUGGUGAUUGCCUCACCGACAGUCCCUUUUUUAGGGAAAAACUCCAUGAACAUGAAAAGGAACUGGAAAGAACUAGCAAGGCGAUCAAGAAUCUGAUUCAACAUGGAAAUAAAGUUCUUGAAGCUGCCAAACAACUAUCUGUCGCCCAGAAGCAAUUUGCUAAAGAUCUGACAGAGUUUAACUUUGAGACCAUCAACAAUCAACAAACGGAUGAUGAACGAAUUAUUGCUCACUCUCUUCAAGAAUUUGGUAAAAUUAUAACAGCCAUUGAAGAGGAACGACAAGUUAUGUUGAACAUGGCAAGUGAACAGUUUGUGAAACCUUUAGAAACAUUCCGUAAGGAGAAUAUAGGUGCUGCUAAGUACGAUUCUAUUAAGGAAGAGAAGAAGGUAUUUGAUAAACAAACAACAAAGUUUUGUCAAUCGUUAGAAAGAUAUUUAAAUAUGAAGAAUAAGGUGAAUGAAAGCACACUACAGGAGGCCGAUGCAUCAUUAGAAAUGGAGAGAAGAGGAUUUUAUCAAGCUUCUAUGAAAUAUGUUCUUAAAUUACAUGAAGUCCAGGAGAAAAAGAAGUUUGAAUUUGUUGAAAUUUUAUUGGGUUUUAUGUAUAGUUGGUUAACUUUUUAUCAUCAAGGGCAUGAAGCAUCUCAAGAUUUUAAACCUUUUAUGAUCGAUUGUCAACAAAGAUUACAAAAGACUCGAGAGAGUUUUGAAUGUACAAAAGAACAAGCAGAGCAAUUAAUGAAUAAAAUGCUGGAGGUCCGUGGCACGGGGCAGAUGGUAUCAGCUAUGAAACCUAUGGAUCAAUCUGGUACAAUUAAAGGUUUUACAAGACAGGGCUACCUCUAUCUUAUGGAACGAAAGGCACUAGGAACAACAUGGACCAAGUAUUAUUGUCAAUAUAAAAAAGAUAACAAAGAGUUCUUUAUGAUUUUAUAUAAUCAACUUGGAGGAAAAAUGAGUGUCCCAGAAAAAAUGGUUCUUGAUCAGUGCAUUAGACGAGCUUCUGAGUCCAUAGAGAAGAGAUUUUGUUUUGAUGUAAUUGUGAAAGAAAAACAGAAUAUGACUAUGACAUUCCAAGCUUUAUCAGAGGAAGAUAGAAGAUUAUGGUUAGAUGCUAUGGAUGGUAAAGAGCCUAUUUAUAAUCCACCAUCAAUAGCUAAAUCAGAAGACACAUUUUUAGAUGAUAUCGGUUUUGUAUUUAUUAAGAAAUGUUUAGCAGCUAUAGAAUCUAGAGGUUUACAUGAACAGGGACUAUAUAGGGUAGUAGGUGUUAAUUCUAAAGUACAGAAAUUAAUUAGUCUAGGUUUAGAUCGUAAAAAAGGAGAUAAAUUAUCGUUUGAAGACCCUGGUGUGUGGGAAACUAAAACUAUUACAAGUGCUGUUAAAAGCUACCUCAGAUCUUUACCCGAACCUUUAAUGGGUUUUAGAUAUCAUAAUGAUUUUAUGAAGGCUGCAAAACAUGAAUCAAAAAGGUUACGGAUAUUAGAUAUUCAUAAACUAGUCCACAAACUACCUGAUGCUCAGUUUGAGAUGUUAGAAAUACUAAUAGGACAUUUAUCAAGGGUAGCUAGUGAAAGUGAUAAAAAUAAGAUGACUGUUGCUAAUCUCGGGGUGUGUUUUGGUCCGACGUUAAUGCGACCAGAAGAGGAGACGAUGGCAGCCAUCAUGGAUAUCAAAUUCUGUAACAUUGUAGUAGAAAUUCUUAUCAAUAAUUAUGAUGAGAUAUUUGGGUCACAGCCUGAAGAUGUUGAUCCUAGUAGUCGGAAAGUUCUACGUAAACAUUAUGACCCAUCGCAAAAAACAACGGCAGCUAAAAACAGUUCUGCAGCUAACAACAGUCGACCAGUUAAUUCAUCAACACCAGUAUUAUCAAGGGAACAGGGGGCAAUUGGGGGACAUAUUUAUUCUAAUUCAGCACCAGUACAUCCCUCAGCAAAAAGUCGGUCCACUAGACCUGUACAGAUUUAUAAUGCUAACACCGGUGGAUUUGAAACUCAUAGUAGUACUAGCGGUAGUUCGGAUUCGUUGAAUACAUCUAAGAAUAAUCAUCAUCCACGACAAGCAGCUACAUCACCUCAAUUAGAUUCACGACGACGGGGUAGUAAUAGUAGUACACCGCUUUAUUCUAAUAUUAGUGCAAUAGGAAUACCAGAGAUAUUUGAAUAUGGACCCAGAUCACCAAUAUCACCAUUAUCACCAUCAGGUGAAAAACCUGUAUGGGCAAGGGUGGGACCAUCUCCCGGUCCUCCACUAAAAGCAAAUCGUUACGCUUUAAAUGUGGCCGGUGCAGAAUCACCGACUUUUGGAAGUGUGAAGAAAAGAAGUUCAAAUGAUUUUAGUUCUUCAAUGAAUUCUUCCAUGCAGUCAAGUAUGACAGGGAGUGUUGGUGGUUUAUCUAAUAGUAGUGUAGGCCCUAAACCUAAAAGGUUAGCUAGAGCAUUAUAUAGAUGUAAAGCAGAAAAUCCUACAGAAUUAUCCUUUGAAGCUAAUCAACUUAUUCAUAAUGUAAGACCGUCAAGAGAACCAGGCUGGUUAGAAGGAACGUCGUGUGGGAAGACAGGACUCUUACCAGAAAACUAUGUCGAAUUUAUUGAUUAGUAAUACAAGAAAAUGAAGAAUUAAUUCAUUUGUUAAUUGUUAUUAUCUAAGCAAAAGGUGUAAGGCACAAGGUACAGGUAAAGCCGAUAGAAAGAAAUGUAUAUCACGAAUGAUAAGCUUAGUGCUAAAUCGAAACUCUUGACAAUGGCUCAAGUCUGUUUGUUGAAGCUUCAACCGUAUAUUACAAUGUACAACAUUUUUAUAAAAUCAUAAAUUGUCUUGAGUUUCAAGUUUGUCACAAACUUUUUAUAUAUUAAAAAAAAGUGCCAAAUUUUGAUACAGUUAUAGAAAAUGUGAUGCCAUGGAAAAUCCUAGGUUUCUUAGAUGUACCUAAUCUUUAAUUAGUUGUAUCGUAAAUAAUAACAAUUAUUCAACAGCUUUCAUCUAUAUAAUUUAUGGACAUAUCAAAAAAUAACUACGUAAAAAUUCCUUCUACAAGAAUCUCUGGGAAAUUAAAUAUUAAACUUUUAUGUUGUCAUUGAAUAAGAUGAGGAUUAUUGCAUGAAUUUUCAUUUACUGAUAAUGUACAUAUUGAUUCGUCAUUUUGUUGAUGUCAAGUUUUUAUAUUUUGUUAAAAUCUUUUUUUCUAAAUAGAAAAGACUGGAGAGUUUUAACAAUUAACAUACAAUGAAAUAACAAUCAGGGAUAUUUACAGCUUUAGGACUUACGAAAAUAUAUAUCAAAAUAUUGUUAGGCCAGGCUAUAAAGAAAUCAACACUUGGGUUUUGUUUCUUCAUGGCUAAAGCUAACACUUCUAAGUUCAAAAAAUAAUUAGAUUUACACAUACCCCAAUAAAGAAAUUUACUGAGAUUUUAUCAAAUUUAUGUUAAAAUUCCAUAGAAUGUAAAAUUGUAGCAUUUUGAAAAACAUUGACUAAUAUCCAAGAUUUUGGUUUAAAAAUCAUCAUUUCGAGAAAAUUUCUUUUCUGUGUGGCCUAGAUUUAAACAAUUCUAAAUUUGAAAUCAAAAUGAACCAGUGUGAUAAUAAUUGCAAAUAUUUUUCGCACAGCGCUUGUUGGAUAACAAAUGCUGAUUUUAGCAUUUUAAGGUUUUUUUAUUUGUUUAUUUUGUUAUUGUUCAUCUAUGUUAAUCAUUAUAACCAAAAAUUCAUGAAGUCACAAAUUAAAAUUCCAUAGUAAACUUUACGCUUUCUUUUUAGUGAACAUUGAUUUUAAGAAUGCUUAUGGCAAUCUCUUAAAUUGGACUUAAUACCUAUUUGUCUGAUUUUAAUGGCUGAUUUUAAGUCCAGAUUUUAGAUAGAAACUAGUUUUAAGCAAACUAUUUAGCCUAAUAAACUACAGUAUCUUUUGUUGUGGUUUUUAUAAUCAUAAUAUUACUACGAUUUCACAUAAUAUGCUCAAAUAAUGUUUUUUUAAAUUAUUUUGGAUAAAGAUCAUCAUAAAAAUGAAAAAUCUGCUCAUGCUCUACCGAGCCUUAAUAUUGAAUCUCUUAUAAAUGAAUGGAAAUGUCUUUAAUUUUUUAGGGAAAUCUUUUUUUAAAUCUUAAAUUUUAUGAUAAAAUUCUUGUGAAAUAAAUCUUUUCUCAUUUACAUUACAACCAUUGCCAAACUAACGUUGCUCCCUGAGACUUAUGGAUUUCCAUAUUGCAUUUCAUUUGAUAAUAUACUGUAUGCUCAAAUGUCUAUAGCUCAAAUAAUUGUAAAUGUUGAUACAUUGCGACUUCAGUAAAAUUGAGGUCUGGGUGUUGUAAUGUUAGAAUAUUUAAACAGGUCUUCAGAUGGUUAAAUGAGUAAAUAAAUAAAUGACGUCAUUAUUUUCCAGAUUAGAAAAGUUAAAAUGCUUCGGUAAAAUAAUAUAGAGAGUUAUUAGUAUUUUACCAAAAAUUUCUACUUCUAUUUUAAUUUAGAGGAAUAAAUAACAAAUGAAGUAAAUAAUAGGUUGCUUUUGCUGAGCAUAUAAAGGAUAUAUUUAAAAAAAAUUUUUUGCCUUCAUAAUAUAUUGUAGCCUACUAUAUAACAAGGUAGUUGAGAUGAGAUUUCUACUAGGAAUGAUAUAUAUUAUAUUUUCAACAUUCAGACAGAUUUCUAUUCUGAUUUCGAAUUACAAAUGGAAUGACAUCAAAUUUGUUUACAUGAGUUAAGAAAUAUAUAUUUUAAUUGUUCUAGUCAUAAUGUGUGAUGAAAGUCUUUCACUAUGUGAAUUUUAUGUAGGUUAGAGGCAAGAUUUUUUGAAGAGUAAAUGUUAGUUUAUCUACGCAGGUUUUACUUGUAUGGUAAAUAAAAAGUUUAUCUAAGCAGGUUUUAUUUGUAUGUUAAAUAAAAUAGUUUGGAGAAAUCUUAGGUUAUAGCAGAUUUCGAAAAUCGGUUUAAACAUUGGUAAAAAAUAAUAUAUCGUCAUUUGAUCAAAUCUUAUUUUGGAGUAAUUGGUGCUUUGGGUUAUUUAGCAUUAUUCGUUUGGCGUAAAUGAAAGAUCUAUAGUAACAUUAUUUCUUUUAAGGAUUAUUCUGAUUAUUUUAUCUGUUAAGGCUUGCAUGCAUUAAAUCAUUUUAUUCUUUUAUCGUACCUUAGUUUAUUGCUAGAAGGUACAAUUUGGUUGUUCACAUGAUAUAUUGGUGUACUGUUUACUUGAUAUAUUGGUGUACUGUUUACUUGAUAUAUUAUCCGCUGAUAUAUUGGUGUACAGGUAACUUGAUAUAUUAUCCGUUGAUAUAUUGGUGUACUGUUAACUUGAUAUAUUAUCUGUUAAUAUAUUGGUGUACUGUUUACCUGAUAUAUUAUUGGUUAAUAUAUUGGUGUAUAGUUUACUCAAUAUAUUAUCCGUUGAUAUAUUUAUUGGUGUACUCGAUGUAUUAAUAUUGAUAUACUGAUAUAUUAUCAUCUGUUGAUACACGAUAUACUGUUCUCUCAAUAUAUUAUCUCUUGAGAUGUUGUACUGUUCAUUGGAUAUACUAUUAGUUGAUAUAUUGAUGUACUGUUUGUUCACUCAAUAUAUUAUCUAUUAUCUUGUACGGUUUAAAUUGCAGCAUACUACAUGAUGAUUCAUUUAUUAUCAAAUUAUUACCUUAAAUUUAAUGAGUAAAUGACAAAUCUAGUAGUAUUAACUAGCAUUUAUAAGAGGAAUGAACAGAACACCACAAUAAAUUAUGACAGCAGCUAAUUGUUAAUUAUGAUAGAUAUAUUGCCCAGCUCUCAUUUCAGACAUUUCAGUUGCUUCUUAAGAUAGACCUUGGUUUGAAAUUAUUGUUUAUGUUAGCAUCCCUCCCCCCUCCCCCCCCAAAAAAAACCCCAACAAAACAACAUAACUUUUGUAAUAUCUACAUGUAUAAAUCUUAAAUGCUUUUCCUAGACAAAUUGGGAUUUGGUGGCUGAGUGGUCCCAGACUGUAAGGUCUGUUUUUUUGAUUCACAUGUUUUGAUCCCAGAAUUUUUUAUGACCAUAAACUCCGGAUUAUAUUGUAAACAGAGUUAUUAUUGAAAUAAAGAUACACCACAUGUUAGUCCCAAAAUGACCUUUUGAGUUAAAUCACAUUUCUUUCUCUCUAGAUAAAUCUUUUUCUGCCUUAACUGCUGUACACCAAAUAUAUGAUUUAAUGCCUGUAAAAUGUUUGAAUUGAGAACUAUAAUAUGUUGCAAGCUUUAUAUUAUAUUCAUGUUAUGAAAGUUUUUAUUAUCUACUCUUAUCACAUGUAUCAUAUUAACAUCCUAUUCAUUCAUCUUCUAUUAAUAAUAUUAAUUCAUAUAUUGUAAUAAUAUUUCAUGUGAAACAAUCAUAAUUUUUUGUGUAAAAUAUACAGUGUUAUUGAAUGUUAAUGUAAAUAAUAAACCAUGUACAGUUUUGAAAAUUUUUUUAAUUAAAAAAAUGAAAUGUUUCAUAAAAUUAAUUUAGGGGAAAUUUAUAUCCUCCAUGAGGUUUGAUUUUAUCCCACCAUUUAUAAGCUUACUAUUAUAUAUGUAAAAAAAUAUUGGUGCAGUUUGUAUAGUCAGUGUAGUAAAGAAGUUAUUGGUAAUGGAGCAGGGGUUUGAAUUAUUUUGUACAAUUAACAGUUCGUUUGAAAACUUUAAACUUAUAUUAGCUAAUCCUCUCUGAUGUUAAACUCAAAUUCUGAAUUGGAAUAAGAUUAAAUUUUUGGGUCAGAAAGAUUAAGCGGAAGCCGGAAGCCACAAACUGACGAAGCUUAUUUUUAUAUUUCCUGACUUUAAAUUUAUUUUUUCAAGGAAAACAGAUAAUCAUCCCCCCAAAAACAGUGGACAAAGAUAAUUAAAUUGACAUUUUAAUUUUUUUUAUCCAAAUGAAAGAGGUCUAGCCAAUGUAAGAAUUUUGCUUUCAUCUUUGAACUAUGGUUGAACAAGACAAAGAUUUGGACUUCCUGAUUUUGAUUAGAAGUGAAGUGACCUUUUUAUCUGUAGUAUGUGCCAUUUUAAUCACUUUAUUUCCCGUUGAAGGGAUAUCAAUCUAAAAUUGAAAUAGUGCUUUUAAAAAUUAAUUUUAUGAAAAAUAAAAUGGAAUAUAGGUCUAGCAAAUAAUAACUGUAGUCAAGUAUUAGAGGCAGAAUUGCCCCUAGUACAACACAUGAAUUACAACAAUUUCAAAUAAAGUUCUAUUGAUAAGUAUGAGCAAUGGAUUUUAAUGAAUAAAUAAAUUAUAAUUAUAACCUAGGUCUAUAUAUACAAACAUAUCUUUAAUUAAGAGAGAAAAUAUAACUUCACUAUUUGAAAUUCCAUUUCUACUUUUAAUUGAAACAAAACCAGCAGUAGACUGUAUACCACCCGCAACUGAGUCAACUAAUCUCUGGAUAUGCAUUGGUUUUAGGCUUAAUCUAUAAUUAAUACUUGAAAUAAAUUUCAUAACUGUUGAAUAUCAAAAUGGAACAUGUGAUAUUAGAAUAUCACAUGGUUGUUUCUAUAUCUCUUCCUCUUAAUAUUAAAACCUAAUCUUUAACUGAGGUUAAUAUUAUAUGCUAAACCUAUGAUGUAAUAGACUAUGUUUUUUAUGUUAUCACUAUGUCUUUUUGUAAUAUUAACCAUGUCAAUUUCUUAUUUUCUUACAAGUUUUUGGUAUAUAAAAGCAAGUUCCAUAACUUAAUGAAGUUUAUAGCAUCAUUGGCAUUUCAAUAAUAAAAGCUUAUCAUGACAUCAGAUAUUGUAUAUAUAUAUUCAUUAGGUUUAUAUUGCUGCCCUACUUAUUCCAAAACAUUUAUUGUGUAUGAAAAUUGUCAUGAAACAAAAGGUGGACAAAUUUGCAUGUAUCUAAAACUAUUAAGGAUAUUGUUUUGUUUUGUUCAUGUUUAGUUCAUUAAUUAAAUGCUAUGCAAUAUUCUUAUUUGUAUAUUUAGAAAAGAAAAUUCCUCAAGUACUAGGCUAUAAUUGAUUGAUUGAUGUACAUAUAUAAUAUUAAAAUAAACUAUUACUAGUAUAA
Patella vulgata (common limpet) is the source of this 8085-nucleotide messenger RNA. Its product is annotated as rho GTPase-activating protein 26. Gene Ontology annotation, molecular function: GTPase activator activity; protein binding. Gene Ontology annotation, biological process: signal transduction. NCBI's taxonomy places the organism in Eukaryota, Metazoa, Mollusca, Gastropoda, Patellidae. The transcript has 32 exons. Gene Ontology annotation, cellular component: cytoplasm. Bases 91 to 2712 code for a protein of 873 amino acids. The record is from RefSeq and is a predicted model, not a curated record.